CCCUCCCCCAAUUCUCCAUCCCCUUCCCUCCCGGUCUUGGAGGACCCCGUCCUAGCCCGACUGGUUCGUCGUGCAGCCUGCGUGAAGCAGUCGGUGCCACUUCCCGCUCAUGUGGGCCCCCGCGGGCUGCCUACGCCUGUGCCCCAGCUCCCGGUUCCGCCGGGCUUUCCCCUCGCUGGGGGUGGCUUUCUGAGCAACCCACUCCGUGCCCCUCUCUGCAGCCUAUCCUGCCGCUCGGGGCCCCCGUUCCCCCUCCCGGCGGCGGGGGGCUGCCCCCGGGGGGCUGGCGGAGCUGGGCCGCGGGGGCCCCGGGGCCGGCGGUGCCGGGGUCAUCGGGAUGAUGCGGACGCAGUGUCUGCUGGGGCUGCGCACGUUCGUGGCCUUCGCCGCCAAGCUCUGGAGCUUCUUCAUUUACCUUUUGCGGAGGCAGAUCCGCACGGUAAUUCAAUAUCAAACUGUUCGAUAUGAUGUCCUUCCCUUAUCUCCUUUGUCCCGGAAUCGACUAGCCCAGGUGAAGAGGAAGAUCCUGGUGCUGGAUCUGGAUGAAACGCUUAUUCACUCCCACCAUGAUGGAGUCCUAAGGCCUACAGUGAGACCUGGAACACCUCCUGACUUCAUCCUCAAGGUGGUAAUAGACAAACAUCCUGUCCGGUUUUUUGUACAUAAGAGACCCCAUGUGGAUUUCUUCUUAGAAGUGGUAAGCCAGUGGUAUGAGCUGGUGGUAUUUACAGCAAGCAUGGAGAUUUACGGCUCUGCUGUGGCAGAUAAACUGGACAAUAGCAGAAGCAUUCUGAAGAGGAGAUACUACAGACAGCACUGUACUUUGGAGUUGGGCAGCUACAUCAAGGACCUCUCUGUGGUACAUAGUGACCUCUCCAGCAUUGUGAUCCUGGAUAACUCCCCGGGGGCUUAUAGGAGCCAUCCAGACAAUGCCAUUCCUAUCAAAUCCUGGUUCAGUGACCCCAGCGACACAGCCCUUCUCAACCUUCUCCCAAUGCUGGAUGCCCUCAGGUUCACUGCUGAUGUCCGAUCUGUGCUGAGCCGAAAUCUUCACCAACAUAGGCUCUGGUGACAGCUGCUCCCCCUCCACCUGAGCUAGGGUGGGGGGGAAAAGGAGAGAGAGUUCUUGGGAUGCCAUCUGUUGCCCUGUCCAAUGUGAGGACUGCCUUGGCAGGGCCUGCCCCCCCCCCCUGCCCUGGGAGCCCUACACUUCACUCCUGGAGUCUGGAUGGACACAUGGGCCAGACUGUGAAAGCAGCCUCACUCUAACUUCAUGUUCACACUCCAUGGAAACGCCGGACUGGGACAGGCGGAGGCCUUGGAGAGCUGAGUGUCUGGAGAGGCAAGACUGGCCAGAGUGACAGAUAGACAUAACGGUCAUCCCACAGGCUCAAAGAGAAGCCAAGUCAGCUUUGUUGUGAUUUGAUUUUUUUAAAAACUCUUGUACAAAACUGAUCUAAUUCUUCACUCCUGCUCCAAGGGCUGGGCUGUGGUUGGGAGAUUGGGAUUUUGGGCCAUUGGAUCUUCCCCAAACUUUUCCUUCCCUUUUCCUCAAUUUUUCUUUCCCCAUAUUCCCUGAUACCUGUAAUCAACUUUCUCUUUUCUCCUUUUCUCUCUUUUAAACCAUGCAUUAUAACUUUGAAACUAAA
Molecule: messenger RNA, 1649 nt
Organism: Nannospalax galili (Upper Galilee mountains blind mole rat)
Lineage: Eukaryota; Metazoa; Chordata; Mammalia; Rodentia; Spalacidae
Gene: Ctdnep1
Product: CTD nuclear envelope phosphatase 1
Exons: 8
Coding region: 338-1072 (244 amino acids)
Molecular function (GO): protein serine/threonine phosphatase activity
Source: RefSeq, a predicted model, not a curated record